AUGGACAUCGACGACAUCCUCAGGGAAGUCGACCCGACCUUCCAUGCCGUGCCACAAGAAAAGCGUAAUCUUCAAGAGUUAACGCGUGCCUGGAUUGCCGAGCGAUCAGCGCCCGAGCUUCUCCCCUGGCCGGCAGAUGGCCUCUUCGAACGCGUCAAUGAUAGUAUCAAGCGCCAGAUCGAAAAGGUCGAGGAGAUGACCGGCGACAUGGACCCCAAGACCAACUUUGCUCUCAUCGUCAUACAAACCGAACUGGAGCGCUUCAAGUACCUCGUUCGAAGCUACCUCCGCGCUCGAAUUUCAAAGAUAGACAGACACACUCUACACUACCUCUCGACCGACGCGCUGAGAGCCCGACUUUCCGAAAUGGAGCUAGCCUAUGCGACCCGUCACCAGGCUCUUCUUCACAACCACUACCUCUCGUCGUUCCUCUCUUCCUUUCCUUCAGCCUUGCAAAACCUCAACGACUCGGCGGGUAUCAACAUGGUGGAAACUCCAGAUCUUGAGUCGGCCGUGUUCAUCAGGCUGCUAAAGGACACUUUGGUCGAAGGGCGCGGUGUUGACUCGGACGGUGCCAUGGACGGGCGAGAAAGCGAUAUCGUCAUUUUGCGAUGGGCCGAUGCAAAGACCCUGGUAGAAAAUGGAAGCGCAGAACUGGUGUGA
Molecule: messenger RNA, 663 nt
Organism: Podospora anserina S mat+
Lineage: Eukaryota; Fungi; Ascomycota; Sordariomycetes; Sordariales; Podosporaceae
Exons: 2
Coding region: 1-663 (220 amino acids)
Biological process (GO): DNA-templated DNA replication; double-strand break repair via break-induced replication
Cellular component (GO): GINS complex
Source: RefSeq, a predicted model, not a curated record